This is a messenger RNA of Sceloporus undulatus (fence lizard), 3942 nucleotides long. RefSeq names its product POU class 6 homeobox 2 (gene POU6F2). The transcript is spliced from 10 exons. Lineage: Eukaryota; Metazoa; Chordata; Lepidosauria; Squamata; Phrynosomatidae. The record is from RefSeq and is a predicted model, not a curated record. The coding region runs from base 7 to 2118 and encodes 703 amino acids. Gene Ontology annotation, biological process: regulation of transcription by RNA polymerase II. Gene Ontology annotation, molecular function: DNA-binding transcription factor activity, RNA polymerase II-specific; RNA polymerase II cis-regulatory region sequence-specific DNA binding.
UCUCAAAUGAGCACACUCACUUCCUGCAGUCCUAUAUUAAUGCUUCAGGGAGAAAAGCUGCAGGAUCCAAUGAUAGCUGGACAAGUCAGUAAGCCCUUGCUGUCACUGCGGAGUGAAAUGAAUGCAGAGUUGAGAGGUGAGGACAAGGCAGCUGCUUCAGACAACGAGCUGAAUGAGCCCCUGCUUGCGCCUGUGGAAUCAAAUGACAACGAGGACACUCCCAGCAAGCUCUUCGGAGCCAGAGGAAACACAGCGCUGUCUGAUACGAGCACAUCUGACCAGCACCAGCCCAGUCCAUCCCAUCCACCGUUCCCUGUUGGGCCCCAGCCACUACUGACGGCUCAGCAGUUAGCCUCAGCUGUAGCAGGGGUGAUGCCGGGAGGCACUCCAGCACUGAAUCAACCCAUCCUUAUCCCUUUCAACAUGGCUGGACAAUUGGGCGGUCAGCAAGGACUGGUCCUGACUUUGCCUACUGCUAAUCUCACCAACAUCCAAGGGCUGGUAGCAGCAGCUGCAGCAGGAGGCAUUAUGACUUUGCCAUUGCAAAAUCUACAAGCUACCUCAUCCCUGAAUUCCCAGCUUCAGCAACUUCAGCAUCUUCAGCAACUCCAGCACCAACAGCAACAACAGCAGCAGCAGCAACAACAACAACAACAACAACAACAACAGGGCCAAACUCUUCAGCAACCACAGGGACAAACCAGCCAGCCCCAGCAACAAGCUCAACAACAGCCACCACAGCCUCAGCCACCACAGCCACCGCCUCCACUGCAGCAGCCUCCGCCACAGCCUCCGCAGUCCCAACCUCAGAGUCAGAGUCAGCCGCCACCAGCUCAGCCAUCUUCAGGCUCCCCACAGAAGCCCAGUCACUCACCAGGUCAUGGCCUUCCCUCACCUCUCACAUCACCAAAUCCACUCCAGCUGGUUAAUAAUCCUCUAGCAAGUCAAGCAGCAGCAGCGGCAGCAGCAGCCGCCAUGGGCUCAAUAGCAAGCUCACAGGCCUUUGGCAAUGCACUCUCCGGUCUUCAGGGGGUCACAGGUCAACUAGUCACUAAUGCACAAGGACAGAUUAUUGGAACGAUUCCAUUGAUGCCUAAUCCAGUCCCAUCCAAUCAGGCAGCAGGAGGAGCUCAGGGCCUUCAAGUGCAGCCAAUCACGCCACAGUUAUUGACCAAUGCCCAGGGGCAAAUCAUUGCAACUGUCAUUGGAAACCAAAUUUUGCCAGUGAUCAACACCCAGGGAAUCACACUCUCGCCACUUAAACCAGGCCAGCAGCUCCAUCAGCCAUCUCAGACACAAGUGGGACAAGCAGCAUCACAGUCCAAUCUUCUACAUUUGGCUCACAGUCAGGCAUCUAUGUCUCAGAGUCCUGUGCGUCAGGCUUCUUCCUCUUCCUCCUCCUCCUCUUCAUCUUCCGCUCUGAGUGUUGGCCAGUUAGUUAGCAAUCCCCAGACAGCCUCCGGUGAGGUGGAUGGGGUGAACCUUGAGGAAAUCCGAGAAUUUGCCAAAGCUUUUAAAAUCCGACGCCUGUCCCUUGGUCUUACCCAGACACAAGUUGGUCAAGCUCUAAGUGCCACAGAAGGUCCAGCCUACAGUCAAUCUGCCAUCUGCAGACACACCAUCCUGAGAAGCCACUUUUUCCUACCACAGGAAGCCCAAGAGAACACUAUAGCUAGCAGUCUGACAGCCAAACUGAACCCUGGCCUUUUGUAUCCUGCCAGGUUUGAAAAGCUGGACAUCACCCCUAAAAGUGCCCAGAAGAUCAAGCCGGUGCUUGAACGGUGGAUGGCUGAGGCUGAGGCCCGCCAUCGAGCAGGUAUGCAGAACCUUACUGAAUUUAUUGGAAGCGAACCGUCCAAAAAGCGCAAGAGGCGUACCUCGUUCACGCCGCAAGCUCUUGAAAUCUUGAAUGCCCACUUUGAGAAGAACACACAUCCCUCUGGGCAGGAAAUGACAGAAAUUGCAGAGAAACUGAACUAUGACCGGGAAGUAGUUAGAGUCUGGUUCUGCAAUAAGAGGCAAGCGCUGAAGAACACAAUUAAACGCCUAAAACAGCAUGAGCCUGCAACGGCAGUCCCAAUGGAGCCCUUAACAGACUCUCUGGAAGAAAACUCCUAAGUGGAUAACUUUAAGGAAAGAACACACAAACGAACACAAUUUUCAAACAUUUGAACUCUGUAAAGAUGCUCUUUCACCACCCUUGUAAGUAAAAAGACUGAGAAAGCGGCACGAUGGACAGAACAAUUUAUAAAUGUCUGUGCAGUUUCCUAGAUAAAAACAAGCAGAAAAAAAAAUACAAAAAAAUAAUAAAACACAGCACUUAGUGUGUAUGUGUGUGUGUGGUAGAACUAGUUCCGAAAUAAACCAGUCUCUUUUUUUUAUGGACUUAAAAGUAAACCAAAUAACCGCUUACUUUUUUCCCUGUAUAUUAUGAAAAUGUGAACAUGUUUUAUGGGAAAAGAAUCCAACCACCACAACAACAACAACAAAAACCUUUAACUGUUUUUAAAAGAGAGAGAGAGAGAGAGAGAUUGAGAGUACAAGCCUGCCACCUGGAGGAGUGAUUGUAGCCUUUCAGGUAUCAAGUGCUUCUUCACUAUGAAAACUAUUAACCAAAGUCAGAAACUUGGCGUUGCAAACUAGAUUGUUAGUCUACUCUUUUGUGAGUAAUACAUUGUGUUAUGAAUUUUUACAUUUGUACUUUGCAAAGAGAAAAUAAUACUACUAAUAAUACAGGACUGUCUUUUCCCCCAGUAUCCUCUCUCACAUGCCCUGCAUGUGAGUAAACUAACUACUUGGCUUGAGCUGCAGUGCUCAACCCUUUUGUUUGUCAUAUUAGACAGUUUAAUGAUCUCCAGAUGUUCGUGUGCCAAAAUGACUCUCUCUCCAAACUAUGGAUUUUGGUGUUUAUUUUAUUCACUGUUUUUCAUUUUAUUUAUUUGCAGCUCGGGUGACCCUUUAUUUUGUCUGCCCUCUCAACCACAAUGUCAUUUAUUUUCUUUAAAAGAAAACUGAACUGGUUUCAAUGGUGAGUCUAUAAGAAUCACACCAGAAGGACAUAUUAAGAAACAUGAACUUUUACUUCUCAUAGACAGCACACAACUUUCCCUGUCUUUUGGCCACGAAUUGGGAGAGGUCACCCAAGCUGGUUUUGUAAUAUAAAUAUAAACUGCACACUUGGUCCAAUAUACAGCAUCAGUGUUUUAUGGUUCUGUCUAUAUGAAGCAAUUUCUCUCCAAAGUCUGAUAGCCAAAGAAAUUCCUUGGGAUUCUAAUGGAAAGCAUGUUGGUGGAAAUGGACAGAAGUGAUGAGGACAUUCCAAGUUACUGCAUCUCUAGCCCUUCUGUUGUUGUUAUUGCCUUCACUCUUUAUCAUAUACUUAUGUUAUCUGUUUAUUACCCACUCCCAUCCCAGCUGGCAAUUGUUAUUUUCAGGAGCGUGGAUAGGCACAGGUUGGAUUGCAUGGAUGUCAUAAUUGGCUUAAAAAUUUGUGACUAACAUAUUUACCAAAUUUUGGAACCCUGAUGAAGAAACGGUGAUCACCAGCAGACAGCUCAGCUGUCACGCAAGACAGUAUGGCCAUGGAAUCAAAAGGUAUGCAAAGGGAGUUACUGACUCUUUAUAUACUGUAGAAGAGAGCCAAAACUGAGAGAUUAUUAGCUUUAGCCAAACAUUUCCUGAAAAUUCAGGGCCCAUGUUGUAUUCAUUACAAAAUUAGUUUUAAAGCUUGUUCCAUGCUUAUCAAAGUACAUUUGAAUCUGAAAUUCCAUAGAAUAAUACUUUUCCAUCUGAUUCCAGUGUAAAUCUCUAGGUUGUUCACCAAGACUAUUGUGACUGAGCAUUACAUCAUCCACAGAAUUUGUGGCCUUAAAGGUUCCAUCUCUCACACAGGUUCUUUCCUGAUUCACUAGAGGUAAAAGUAGUUAGUUGAGUUACCAUUUG